Messenger RNA from Meriones unguiculatus (Mongolian gerbil), 2514 nucleotides. RefSeq names its product gametogenetin (gene Ggn). Gene Ontology annotation, biological process: gamete generation; double-strand break repair. The record is from RefSeq and is a predicted model, not a curated record. Gene Ontology annotation, molecular function: ubiquitin protein ligase binding. Lineage: Eukaryota; Metazoa; Chordata; Mammalia; Rodentia; Muridae.
GGCACCACGACGGGGCGGGGCUGAGAGGGAGGCAAGGGCGGGGCACCGCGGCGGGGCGGGGCUUACGGAGGAGGGCCCGCCCCCUGGGAAGCCGCCCCAGCCUUUCCAAGGGCGACCCAGGUUCGAAGGGCCGCGCUCGGGCGGGCUCGCAGGGGGCGGGGCCUCGAGCGGGGGGCGGGGCCUGGAUCUCGGGGGUCGUCCUCGCCGUCUCGCCCACUUGCCUUCACCCGCACACCCGUUCUUUUCGGUUAUUUUCUGCUACGGCCGUUCCCCGCCCUGCCCUGGGCCCACGGGGCCGUGGUCUGAUCUCUGCUCGGCUGGAGGAGUCGGUGAGUGGGGUCCCCCGAGCGGAGGAGCCGGGGCGGAGCGUGAGGGAGAGGGGUGGAGCCUGCGCCGAGCGCGGUCACAAACGCCGGGCGGGAAAGGUGUCGGAGGCCCGAGGGUUCGCUGCUGGCCGAGGAGCGGGAGGGAGCCCAAUGCUCGACCGAGAGAGACGUCCCCGACCUCCUUCGAGAAUGGGGAACGUGCAGUCGGAGCCGUCUGCGGGCGGGGGCUCCCGUAAAGAGCAGGCCUCAGACCGAGCCUCCGACUCCCGCAGGACGCCUCUGGUGGAGCCCGAGGUGACCCCCUCCUCCCCCGCCAUGCGCCUGGCUCGAGGGCUGGGCGUCUGGUUCCCCGGCAGCUCGGGGCCCCCGGGACUCCUGAUGCCUCCGGAGCCCCAGGCCUCGCCCUCGCCCCUGCCCCUGGCCUUGGAGCUGCCCCCGCCGCCGGCGACGCCCCCGCCGGAGGAGGCCGCGGCGGCCUCCGCGCCCCCCGCGCCCCCCGCGGGCGCGCUGCUGCCCACGCCAUCCAAGUGGCGGAAGCCCGCGGGCGCCGCGGUGCCCCGGAUCCGCGGCCUGCUGGAGGCCAGCCAUCGCGGCCAGGGCGACCCUCCGAGCCUGCGCCCGCUGCCGCCGCUGCCCCGGCCGCUGGCCGAGAGAGACCCGGUCCCGAGGGCGCCGCCGCCGCCGCCGCCCUGCGAGCCGCCGCCCCCGAGCCGCAGAUCCACCCCGGCCCCGGCGAGUCCCGCCGAGAGCCAGGCCCGGCCGGGCAGCGAGGCUCAGCCGGCCGCGGGGGCCCGCGGGGGCGCGCCCCCCCAGGCCGGCGAGGGCGAGACGGCCCGGCCCGCAGCGUCCGAGUCCGGCCUGAGCCUGCUGUGCAAAGUCACCUUCAAGUCAGGGCCCCACCCGCCCCCCGCGCCGGCCCCGGGCCCCCUGGCGGCCAAAGCCCCCCUCGGGGCCGGAGGCGGCGCGGGACUGUUCACCUCCUCCGGGGCCAUCUCGUACGCCGAGGUGCUGAAGCAAGGGCCCCCACCUCCCGGAGCCACGCGACCCUCGGGGGAGGCGCCUCGCGCGGCUCAGGAAGCCGAGGGCGGCGAUGGAGACGGCGAAGGGUGCCCGGGGCCCCCUGCGGCGCCCGCGCCCCUCGCCCGGGCGCUACCACCCCCCCCUUACACCACCUUCCCAGGUUCGAAGCCCAAAUUCGACUGGGUGAGCCCCCCCGACGGCACUGAACGGCACUUCCGAUUCAAUGGGGCCGUCGGGGGCAUCGGGACCCCCCGACGGCGCGCCACCGCGCUCUCGGGGCCGUGGAGCUCCCCGCCGCCGAGGUCAGGUCAGGCCCACGCGGCACCAGGGCCCCGGAGGCCCACCCCCGCCCUGCUGGCGCCGCCCAUGUUCAUCUUCCCAGCGCCCACCAACGGCGAGCCCGUCCUCCCGGGGCCUCCCAGCCCGCAGACACCUCCACUGCCACCGCCGCCGCCCACCCCGCCAGCCACGCCGCCGCCCGCGCCUCCGCCCACGCCGCAGCCGCCCGCGCUCCCGAGGACGCCGACCCUGGUGGCCCGGCCGCCCACCCCAGGCCCCGGCCACGCGGAGUCGGCUCCGGCCCCCGCCCCCCGCCCCACCCCCGCCGCGGCUGCCGACCCGGUCCCGGCCCCGGCCACACCCCAAGUUCCAGCAGCGGCUCCGGCCGAGCCGUCACCCCCGGUGCCCCAACCCAUCAAGAUUCGCACACGCAGGAACAAAGGUCCCCGCGCAGCCCGGGCUGUGCUCCGUGAGGAAGGGACAUCUGGAGACGGCCCUCGAGAAGCAAGCGCGGCUCCCGUGACUGACAGCAGCAGCAGCAGCAGCGGAGCGGGUGGCGGGGCCAGCAACGGAGCCUCCGCAGCCGGGACCCCUAACAAGGGCGCAGCACGCCACUGGCCACCUUUCGAGGUGCUCAACUCGUGCCCCUGCAAGUGUUACUGCCGCCAUCAAUCCCGCCACCGUCGCCUGCCACGCAACGUGUCUGCCUGGCUGAGUACGCCCACCAACCACCUGAGCGAGCCCCCCUGGGUGGCAACCGUCAAGCUGGCUGGCUCCCUAGUGGCUGGCCUGGAGCACUACGACGUGCAGGCCACCCAUUCCACCUGAGUGCAGCUGCUCAGCUCCCUCUGCCUCCCCUUCCUUGCCAAUAAAGUGCCCAGUCUACACA